CCUCGAGGACCUCUACCUGCACGACCCCUCGGCAGUGGACGGCGAGCUCGUCGAGGCGUUCGUGGCGCCCGGGCGGACGCCGGGCUCGGUGGAGGUGCUCAGGCAGAUCUACACCGGGCCGCCGGGCCGCACCCCCAUGGAGGUGUUCGAGAAGCCAUGCUUCGACACUCUGCCGCUGAAGGUGAUCUGGGGCGAGAAGGACAACCUCACUCCGAUCGACGGCGACGUCGGCUCAUUCCUCCUGGACCUCUCCCGGAAGAGGGCCGACGUGGACUUCGAGGUCAUAUCUGCAGGACACAUCCCCCACGACGACAACCCCGACGCGGUGAACAGCUCGAUGCUGGGGUGGCUUCGCGCGGAGCCGUGGCUCGCAGAUGCCUGAAGUUCUCUUUCGCAGCACGGCGCCUACCAGGUAGGGAGCCGCAUUCGGUUUCAAGAUCCUCUCGCUUCGCGGGGUGCACGUUUGGACCACGUAAUGGCAGUCCAGUCGCUGUGGGAACUCCUUUAAUGUUUAUGGCGUUUGUUCUUCUUCUAAAGAUAGGGGACAUAACAGCGAGGGCACUCAAUAGACACUGGCGUGACAGCUGUCCAGCAGCACCUUCGCAGCCUGGUUUGCAGCGGCGCAGGCGCAGUAGCGGCCGUACCGUCAUCGAUUCACGAUGCUUUGGCCUGUGGGGAGGAGAGUAUCCUUCCUGCAAGGCUUCCAAAGGUCUUGGUUUGUCAAGCGGUAGAGCACGGACUGCGCAAAAAAUAUUAUCAGUCAUUCUAGACGCUUCGCGUAAC
This is a messenger RNA of Prorocentrum cordatum, 783 nucleotides long. Lineage: Eukaryota; Dinophyceae; Prorocentrales; Prorocentraceae. The record is from the annotation of a GenBank genome assembly.